UCUCCAUUAGUGCGACCGGCACUAUUCCCUACAAUUUUAAGGCUGACCCCGCAGAUGCCCAUGUCCGCAAGGCGCGAAUCGUCGUAUAACUACGUCUCCAUCCCCAGGUUGCUGACGACGAAGCGAGAGCACCUACAACUCGAGCGAAGUCCUGGGAGUUUACACUCCUCUAAUCCCUGAAACUAGACCAACCAGCCGUUCGCCAUGGCUCCUGGGGCUGAUGUCCCGCCGGGUCUCGCCGACGAUCUGAAAAGCGACACUCGCGAUGUGGCCGACCUGUGGAAAGAAGCGCUGAAAAGCUACAAGGGCAUCGUGGGGUUCGACCUGGAACAAAAGUUCGCAAAUGUCGACGCCAUGAUUGCCCAGGGUACCAAGGAGAUGAACAAUUUUCAUAAGUUCCGCCACAAUGAGAAGAAAGUCGACAAGCUGCGGACCCUGUUCUCCACAAACCUGGACUACCUCGAGAAGGGCGCUCAACAGCUCAUCUCGGCCGCCACUCCAGCCUUUCCUCCAGCUGCUGCUAUCGGCACGGCUGUCACAUACAUGCUCACCGCACGUGCCUGUCGACAAGUUUCGGCUGACUAUGACGUGGUGGUGGUCUUUUUCGAGGACAUGAACAGCUUCCUGCAGCGCAUUGUUAUUUUGGAGACAAGAUUGCCCAAGUACAAGGCCUAUGAGAACUGCUUGAUGGAUGUCUUCACGUCUUUUUUGAGCAUGUGCGGUUUUGCGCACAAGUACAUUGAGCUCGGUCGAUUCAAAAAAUGGAUCUCAAAUCUACUCGAGGGCGAGGAUAGCGAGCUGGGAGGCGCCAGAAAGAACAUGGAUCUAAAACUGUCUCGCCUCCAGAGCGCCACAGAAUUUGCCAUCCUCGGCAACACCGAAGAGCUCCAAACCAUGACCAGGGAGCUACAGGCCAACCAAAAGUCCCAUACCGCUAUGCUGGAGCAGCAAAUGGAGGUCAUGGGUUCAAUCCGAGACACGACCGAGACCAUCCGCAGCGACAUGGCGAAGCUGCUCAAAGCCUUCGAGGAGGAGAAGAAGACCAAGAACAAGGACCAACGGAGCAAGGUCUCAGCUGCCGACCAAAUCAAACCGGCCUCGGCGAAACGGAUCCGAAACGUCCUCAUGGAUGUGCCCGACGAAGACCACGAGUACCAUAUUCUGAAGGAGACGAUUGUAGCAGACACCUGCACCUGGGUUUUCUCCGAGCCCGAAUGGGAAGAAUGGUUUACCCAGGAGCCUGGGACGCAGCGCCUUCUGGCCAUCAUAGGCGAUCCGGGGUCGGGAAAGAGUCACGUCGGUGCGACAGUGUACGAGAGGUUGCUGAAAGAAGCGCAGAGCGAUACUUCGAAGCAGACGUGCGCAGCUCAUUUCUAUUUCCGAGAGCAAAGCAACAGCCUGUCGACAUUUCUCGCCGCCAUCAUCACCAUCAUCAACCAAGUGGUGGAACAGAGCUCACCGGUCUGCGAGCUCAUCAACGCCGAGUAUCUCAGGGACGAGGUCCUGAUCAAUCUCCAGAACUGGCAGGACCUGGUACAGAAGCUGCUCGCUCCCGCGUUCAACAAGGACUCGAAAAACAGACUCUUUAUUAUGCUGGACGGAUUGGACGAGCUGGAUUCCCUGUCGUCGUUCACCGAGUUCCUGCAGAUUCUGAAAAGCGACGACUUCAGGAUCUCAGUGGUUUGCACGGGCCGCAAGAAUGUUGUUCCCAAGAUCUCCGAUGUCACAUCGCUAUUGCAGAUUGAAGUAAAGAAGGAGAAGCAGCUUGAAGACCUCAAGGCGCUUGUCUGGAAUCGACUCAACACCCUCGAUGUGCUUCGGACGUUUAGCAGAUAUGUGAAACAGCGAGUUGCCGACAAGGUCGAGGAGGUGGCACCGAAUAUGCUCUAUGCUGAAAAUUUGCUGAUUCGAUUGGAUUCCCUCCGCCGCGAGGGUGCUGUGCUCAAAAGGCUAGACAAGCCGCUGCCGACAGAUCUUCAUGAACUCUACGAGGACUUGCUAGGCGAGUGCCAUCGCCGUACUGGGACCAGCCACCAGCAGCUUGUCACCAAACUCCUGCACUGGACUGCCUUUUCAUUCCGCCCCUUGCUGCUGAAUGAAGUGAGUUGCCUGCUGAGAUUCUGGAUCGGAGAUGAGAACUUCGAUCUGGAGGAGGUCCCCGAGGCUUUCGCAAAGUUUGUCCGCGUUGGUGAUCCAGGAGUCGAUGCCGAGGCCCGGGCAAUGCAGGCCUUGAAAAGCGAAUACACUGAUAUCCACGGCGUCGGAAAGAGCCAGGAUUCCAUGAACCCAAGCUUCAUUUACAACGACGGUGCGCUACCCGUCAAGUUCCUAGAGCGGUCCAUGAGGACCUUUUUCCGCGAGGAUUCCAAGCCUGACGGCAGCCUCCGUUGGAGCGUCUCAGAGGCCCACAGGCAGAUGUUCCUCGACGCUGCCAAGCUUGCGCGCCCAACGCCCCGGGGAACCAUGUACAUCGAAACCGGGCUCAAGGUAUACACGACUCAGUAUGUGCUUGAUCACUGGAGACUGGUCAAACUUGAACAGCACUCGCCCGGACAGCAAGCCGAGGUUAUGGAGGCUUUCGGAACGGUCUUGUCGAACAAGGAAGACUACGCCAUCAUGGUUGAAUGGAUCAUGUCCAGCUACCAGCAGGGAGAUUACAAAAGGACCUUCACCGACGCCACGUUUGAGAAGAUCUCUCAAUGGGCCAAGUUACUCGACACCGAUACUCGCCAGCAUCUCAGUGCCCCCAUAGUCGAGUGGUGGACUGGCCUUGCUGAAAACCCUCGAAAAUGCCUCCUGCAGCUGGCCCGCGGUCACGGAAAAAAGCUUUACUCUGCCCCUGACCUGAGGUCCGCCAACGUCUCCUUCAAAGCAGUGAGGCAGACUCUGGAACUCAGCCACCUCGAGGAAAUGCUAGUCGCACAAGCAAAGACUAAUUUCAAAUCUGCGCUUGGCAAGGUCAGCAGCAAGGAGCCCCUUACGGAUGAGCAGGCUGUUCUAGGGCUCGAGGGCGUGCUGCCAGACCUCGCAAUGGAUGCGGCAUCCUAUCGUGCAGUGGCCAUGCUGCUGCUGAGCCACAAGCACAAGAAGCCGGCCCUAGUAACUUGCAAAAAGGCCGUUGACAUAAGCGAGAAGCCCCUGGAUAAGGUGAAGAGUCUGGAGUUGAUGGCGAGAAUCCUCCUCAAGCAAGGUAAAGCCGAGAGAGCGCACAAGGAUAUCGUCAGCUGCGUUGAAGACCUAGACCACGAGACAAUUACCCCAUCACUCCGACGUUCGGUUUUCGCGACAAAAGCCCGAGCUGAGAUUGAACUGGACGACUAUGCUGCCGCGGCCGAGUCAUACCGGCAAUCAAGGACCAGUGACCCGACAAAUCUGACAUCCGCAUCGAUCUUGGACGAGGAAAUCACACUGUUCUCCGAGGAUGAUGAGGGCAAAAAGAAAUACAUGGACACAUUGAAGGAGUGGAGUCCUCUGGAACGACUGACUUGGAUGGCCUGGGAUUACGAGGAUAUGUCAGAUGACCGACACGCAGGACUCCGAGACGCAGCUUUCCAGAGCGGAGAGGCUGCAUUUGUUGGUCAGAUUUACGAGGACGCGAUCCAAUACCUGGAUAACGUGGGUGCUGCCGCUCCUCUGCGCUGCGAUCUUGCUUGCUUCCAUCUCGAGGUUUCCCAGGAUCUUGAAAAGGCACGAGCCGUCAUGGAUGAGGCUCUCGACAGCGGUUCGACAGGUUGGCCGUACGCGGUGACGGAAGAAUACCCCGGUACCACGCUCGAACGGGCGAUCGAGUUGCAGUCGGACAUCCUCAACCGCCUUUUCAUGAAGUCGAACGACCCAGUCGCCAAGACUGAGCUCCUCGAAGCCGUCAAGGGACUCCUCAUGCGGCCGCUUGCAUUGGAUGUGCCCCCAGAGUCGGACACGAAUCUCGUCCAGCGCCGUGUCAUCAUGGCGCGCAUGUAUCUCAAGAUGGGGCCGGCUACCGAGUUCCAGGCAACGCUGCAGGGUCUUAUCAACUCAUGUAUUGACGCACUUACUGAUUCGGUUGGCUGGAACGAUACGUACCAACUGAGAUACCUGGCAACGGCUGUGUCUAUCCUGGGAGAGGCGUUGCCGAAUGGAGAAAAGUUGUUGAGAAUAGCGCGGAUUCUCAUGUCGGCGCAGUUCAACCGCCUGGACCCUAACCUCAAACAUGAGGACAGUAGCGACAGCGGGUCAGAAUCUGAUGGGUCAUACUCGGGCAGCGAGUCGGACUGGGCUGGAAGCGGCUCGGAAGACGGGAGCUCCAGCUCCGAAGACGAAGAGCCGCCCACUGACGAGGGCGAUCUCGACGAGUCGUACAACGUGGAACUAUCGUGUGACGGAGUCUGCGUCCCAGUGAACUACUACGCCUGGUGGAAAGGACGCGUCGCGUACCAGUGCGUGACCUGCAACGACUUCCUAUGCGAGGCCUGCUACGAGGCCCGACAGGCAGACAACAGGGGAGAACAAUCCAUCAAGGGGAGACAGUUUUGUGGGCGGGAUCACACGUACAUCAAAGGUCCCAUCGAGGGUUGGCGUGGAGUCAAGGAUGGAAAGGUCAUGUUGGAAGGGGAAGAACCAGUUGAGUUUAAGGAGUUUCUCAGACACCUCCGUGAUGAACUUUGUAAAGAGGCAUGGGAGUCAUUCUGGAGUGGUUAGCUGAGGGACGAACAGUUGCUGUGACGGAUUUUGGAU
This is a messenger RNA of Ilyonectria robusta, 4713 nucleotides long. RefSeq lists its product as uncharacterized. The record is from RefSeq and is a predicted model, not a curated record. Gene Ontology annotation, molecular function: ATP hydrolysis activity; protein binding. The coding region runs from base 205 to 4677 and encodes 1490 amino acids. Lineage: Eukaryota; Fungi; Ascomycota; Sordariomycetes; Hypocreales; Nectriaceae. The transcript has 5 exons.